Molecule: messenger RNA, 873 nt
Organism: Anisakis simplex (herring worm)
Lineage: Eukaryota; Metazoa; Nematoda; Chromadorea; Rhabditida; Anisakidae
Source: the annotation of a GenBank genome assembly
GGUGAUGUAGUUGCGAAAGAAGCGUAUGAGCAAAAAGUCAAGCUAUUGCAUGAUACAUUCGCAAAGGUUAAUACUGCGCCAGUGAAGACCGCUGAACCAAUCGAAUUACCACCCAUGCCCAGACCAUACGUUCAAGCACCACCACAUCCAACCAACUAUCAUGUUCUCGUCGCAAUUCCAGCACCACAAAUGCCGUUUGUCCCUCGUUAUCCGUUAAUGGCUCCUGUGCCAUUUGCUCCCGAAUAUCCUCUGUGGGCAUUUCCACCACCACAGAUACAAUUGGUCACCAACAAUCGUUAUGCGAAGAAAACACCGGAAUCUGAACGGAAAACUAUCAAAAAGCCAACGAAUCUGGUAAACACUGGACGUGAAUUGACUACAAAUGGUGAUGGUCAGAGAGUGAAUCGUACGAAAGCUAGCAAGAUGAGAAGCACUAAAGAGGAGGUCGUCGUAAAAGCGCAAUCUCCAUUGGAAACAAUUCAAGAAAGUGACAAGAGCGUCAAACUUUCAAGUGGCAAAAAAGAGGCAAAACAAACCGAAAAUCACUCAGAAAAAGCGAAGAAUACCGAAACCAAAAUUGCAAUAAACGAUACAAAAACGUUGCAAACUGAUCGUGAGAUAAAACUUGAGGAAAGAGAUGUCGAAAAAGUGGAGCAGAAAAUUUGCAUCCCAAAGAGUGUUGAUGAAGAGGUAAAAGGUGAACCGAAACGAAGCUGCGACCAGCAGGAUUCUACCGAAAAAAGCGAGAUGAAUGGUGAACGUCGUGAUGAGUUAAAGGGUGAAUGCGCUCGUUCAGGGGCAGAGCGAUCUCCACCACUGAUAUCUGCUGAUCCCAAACCGAGGUUGGUUCUACCAAAUUUUCUCCUUAAUUGA